UUUAGAUAUGAACUGGAAUCUCUGGAACAACAAGUUUUUUUUUUUCUUCAGCUGACAUAAAAAAAAACAGUGAGCAACACACCUUGUUCUUUGGAAUUUCUACACUACCUUGGAAGCUUGACACUCACAGACACUUAAUCUGAACCUCACGAUGACCGCAGCCCUGAACAAAGUUCUGAGGAAGCCCCUGUCCAACCUCACGGAUGCUGACUUUAAGAGGUUUAAGCACUGCCUACGAGACCAGGAUGAUAAGUUUGAAUGGAAUUCGUUGGUGAAGGCCGACAUAGACGAUACCGUGGACAUGAUGGUGGAUCUGUGUGGCAACAGCCGUUGUGGGGGCGUCAUGGUGGCCAUCUUGCAGCAGAUGAACCACAACCAGCAGGCCAUGAACCUGGAGAAGGAUCUGACAAAAAUGGGGGUUCAGUCAUCUAACCCGUUGCAGGCCGGAGGAGGAGGUGGGGUCAACGUGAACGUGGCGGCUCACUCUGGAGGGAUGGUGAACGGAGGAGUGCCCAAUGCACAGCAAGGAGCAGGCCCAGAGUUUUUCAACAAACACAAGUGGGAUCUGGAGACGCGUCUUGGUGCCCUCCCAGCUCUCCUGAUCUACCUGGAGCGUAACAGUGUCCUCUCUCGUCUGGAGAGGGAACAGGUGGAGAGCAAGUCGACCAGCCAAGAGAAGAACCAUAUCCUCAUAAGCAUGAUGGAGAGGAAAGGAGCCAUGGCCCAAGAUAAAUUCUACCAGGCUCUCCAGGCUCAUGAAGCAUAUCUGGUGCAGGAUCUUCAGCGAUCAGCUAUGUAGAUCUUCUGCUCUUCAGGCUCAUGACCCUCAUCUGGUGCAGGAUCUUUAGUAUUCAGCAUACUAUAGUAUAGAUCUUCUGCUAUGCCUUUUUUAAAACAUAGAGAAAAUUGAGUUUUAAACCGGAUUGUUUGGCUUGUUCCCAGGAGAACCGAUUCUGGUUCUACACAGGUCUCGUAAAUUCUUCAUUAUAAGGCUAUGCAAGUAAUUAACAAUGUGUUAAUUAAAAUGUGCUUCCUUAAAAUGGGAGAGAACUAGAUGCACCGCAUAGCGGUACACAAUAUGACUGCUGCUCAGUUCUGCACAUUCUCUCCAGAAAAAUAAAUGACGCUUGUCAACUUUACUGUA
Molecule: messenger RNA, 1144 nt
Organism: Sardina pilchardus (European sardine)
Lineage: Eukaryota; Metazoa; Chordata; Actinopteri; Clupeiformes; Clupeidae
Exons: 4
Coding region: 152-799 (215 amino acids)
Biological process (GO): regulation of apoptotic process
Cellular component (GO): canonical inflammasome complex
Source: RefSeq, a predicted model, not a curated record